This is a messenger RNA of Notechis scutatus (mainland tiger snake), 2623 nucleotides long. RefSeq names its product nuclear envelope integral membrane protein 1 (gene NEMP1). Gene Ontology annotation, cellular component: nuclear envelope. Lineage: Eukaryota; Metazoa; Chordata; Lepidosauria; Squamata; Elapidae. The record is from RefSeq and is a predicted model, not a curated record.
CUUGUAAUUGGGCGCUGGCGGGAGAGCGUAGCGCCCGUGGCUCUCGCUCUCCGAUAGGCUGCGGGCGCCACCGCGAAGGGAAGGUUUAUUUUACGAUGGGGGGCGGGUGAGAGGCCGGCGGGCAGGUUAUGGCGGGAGAGACGAAAACAGCCUCUGAAUGGCCUCAUGGCUGUCGCCUCCUCUUUCGGGUUGUGCUCCUUUCGAUCCUGGCUUGCAGCUCCGAUGGACGUGUAGUGUUACUUAAAGAACAUGAAACACAUGUACUUUAUUCCUCGGAACAGUUUUGCUAUUCAAAUAAAGUGACCCCCAAAUGGCAUGAUAUAUGGACCAAAAUUCAGAUCCGGGUAAACAGCACCAAGGUGAUCCGCGUCAUCCAAGUUGAAAGUGAGGAGAAGCUGAAAGAACUGGAUGGAUUUAAUUUAUGGAUGUAUGUUGGCUUGCUCUUCAAAGAGAAACUUAAUGAUAGCUACAUUAAUGUUGACAUUUUCAGUAAAGAAACCUGCUUGAAAGUCGAGACCUUAGACCAACACUCCCAAUACAGCAUCAGUGUUACUCGAACACUUGAUCCCAAGCUCUUCAUUGUUACAUUUCUGGGCCUGCUACUGUUUUUCUGUAGUGAUUUGAUGAGUAGAAGUACAAUCUUCUUCUAUUCAACUGGAAUAAGCAUUGGCAUGCUCAGUUCAUUGCUCAUUGUUGUCUACGUACUAUCCAGAUUUGUGCCCAAGAAGAGCCCUAUCUAUCUUAUGAUUCUGGGAGGCUGGUCUUUUUCUGUUUAUCUUACCCAGUUGGCCUUCAGAAAUCUACAGGAAAUAUGUACAUUAUACUGGGAAUAUCUACUUGGCUACCUGGUCACUGUAGGGUGUGUAAGCUUUGCCCUGUGCUACAAAUAUGGCCCUCUGGAGAAUGAACGCAACAUAAAUCUCCUCACUUGGGGUCUGCAGAUUUUCGGCUUGCUGCUCCUUUAUUUGAGCAUUCAGAUACGAUAUAUUGCCGUCAUCUUGAUUAUAAUUGCAAUCUGCACUAAAAACCUGGAGUAUCCAGUCAUAUGGGCCUAUGCCAUCUACAGGAAGCUGUUCACAGCUCCAGAAAAGCCCAGCCCACCACGCCUAUUGUCCGAGGAGGAAUAUCGGAUCCUGGGGGAGGUAGAGACACGCAAAGCCUUGGAACAACUGCGGGAGUACUGCAGAAGUCCAGAGUUCUCUGCAUGGAAAGCAGUCUCCCGCAUCCAGUCUCCAAAAAGAUUUGCUGAUUUUAUAGAAGGUGCCUCACAUGUCGUUCCCAAUGAGGCUUCUGUCCAUGAGCAGGAGUAUGGGUUGGGAGGUUCCUUUUUAGAGAAUCAGCUCUUUGAAGAGGAAGAUGAGGAAGAUGACAGCAGUUUUGAUGAGGAUUAUCCAGAGACACCGUGGCCCCAAAAUCACUUAAAUUUUCAAGAUAAAACUGGCCACUGUUGAUGCAAAUGGAUUGACUGAUGCCCCUUAUUGAUCCUGUCUGCUGUUACAGUGGAAGAGUGCUAUAGAAAAACCUUUUCUGUGUGGCAUUGCUUAAGUAUCUGUAUGACAGGCGUCUAAAGCCCUGCGAUCUAUUCCAGACCAUGACAUGACAAUGAACUGCAACAUACUUGGGAUAUUUUAUCAAUAUUCUGGAUUAAAUAACUUAUGAAGUACAAGCUGGUCAGAACCUACAGCUGUUAGCAGUGAGUAACUUACUGAGGAGGAAUAUGGGAAGCUUGUAAAUCAUUACUGAAAGGCAGUGGAAAAAUGACAAAUCAUUUUGCCAUGAGAAAAACAGGAAAGGUUGAAGAAAGGUUUGAAAGUCCAGGUGAAUUUGGUAGAUAUAUCCUAAUUUUGUACUGUCUUCCUGGGAAGCAAUAGCUGCUGCCCUUUGACUUUCCAGGAUGCCAACAGAGAUUUGAGAGCAUGCUGCUCUUCCUCCAGUAGCUAUGCUUUUUAUGUGUUGGCUUAAAUUUUGCCUCCUGGGUUCAAUACACUGAAGGUCUGAGGCUACUGCUUGUUGCAGAAUAUGUAAUGUGUUUGCUGGGAGCCAAUAAAUUACUAGGUCUCCCAGGGAGGUUCUGUCCUCCUAUACAUGAUAAUUGCACAAAUAGAAAUAUUUUUAAUUAUAUAUCUUGAAAAGAGGGUUGCUUCAACUAAAAUACUUCCUUUAGACAUCCCCCACAAUCUGUUACAUAUUAUAACUUAUUUGUGGCCUUUUUGGUGGGGUUGACAUCAGAUAUGAGCUGCUUUCAGUUUGAAGAAUUAAUUUCUGUAUGGCUAGAAUGGAGGUUCUAGAUUGGUCUGAAGGAGAAACAGCAAUCUGAAAUGCUGGAUUUUGUACAAAACUGCUUUUUGAAGCCAAAACUUUGUGAUCUUCACCAAACCCACAUGGUUCAGAUUUAAACCGCCUUGUUUUUACUGAUAGUCCUCAAUGGUAUUGCAAUCCUUUGAGAAAAUUCAAUUGUAUCUUAAUGAGGACAUGGCAAUAAAUUCAUAGUAGGUGCUUAUAUGUAUACCCAUCCAAAAUGUUUGUAUUACAGCCAUCCAAAAUUUAUUAACUGAUAAAUUAAUUCUGCUUUUAAAGUUUCUAUUGGCAAACACCCCCCCCCCCCAUCCUUCUUAACAGGAUU